GCCAAUUUAGAUUUUGCUGCAGGGGAAGCCCAUACUAGUAAAACUAAAACUCUUUGCCAAAGGUGUCUUUGGAAAAAUUGGGAAGCUAUCCACAAAAUUCAUCAGUAAGACCCCAAAACAUUGAUCCUGGGACCUUCCAGGAAACCAUUUUCUCUGGUCUGGGAGGGUUUGUAGCUAUUAUCAAUAUAAUACUGUUAAAAGUAUCUACCCAGCACUAGAGACAUGUUGGUAUAGUCUGGGGUCCCACUACUGAGGGUGCAUACAUAAAUAUACUUGAUAUUCACAAGGGAACCCACCUCCUCUGAAAAUAAGAUUUAAUAAGCCCUAGGCUGCUGUUUGGAAAUCUGAGGCUGCUGCAGAAGGUGCCAGACACCUAUGGCAAAGAUGGGUCCUAUGCUGCACCUCACACUGAGUCUGUGCUGGCUUGGGAUCAUUCAAGCUAUUGAUUCAGAAGUCUGUGGAGAACCACCGUUAGUCCAUACACCUGGAUCUCGAAUUGUGGGCGGCCGUAAUGCGCUUCCAGGAGCCUGGCCAUGGCAGGUUAGCCUUCAGUAUUUCAGGACACUUUCUGGCUAUAGCCAUAGAUGUGGCGGAUCACUUAUUCAAAAUAACUGGGUGCUGAGUGCAGCCCAUUGCUUCCGUGCAAACCGGAAUCCUGAGUAUUGGAGAGCUGUUCUGGGUCUUCAUAAUAUAUUCAUGGAAGGCAGUCCAGUUGUGAAAGCUAAAAUCAAACAGAUAAUAAUCCAUGCAAGCUAUGAUCAUAUUGCUAUAACAAAUGACAUUGCUCUGCUGCUCCUGCAUGACUUUGUCACGUACAGCGACUAUAUUCAUCCAGUUUGCUUGGGAAGUGUAACAGUACCAGACUCAUUGACUGCCUGCUUCAUAACUGGAUGGGGAGUCACAAAAGAAAAAGGCUCAAUAUCAGUGAUUUUACAAGAAGCACUCGUACAAACCAUUCCUUAUUCUGAGUGUAACUCAUCCUCAUCAUAUAAUGGAUUCAUUACUCAGAGUAUGAUUUGUGCUGGAGAUAACAGUGGAGCUGUGGAUUCAUGCCAGGGGGAUAGCGGAGGACCCUUUGUUUGUUAUAACACAGAAAGGAUGAGAUUUUACCAAAUGGGCAUAACCAGCUUUGGAUAUGGCUGCGGGAAACCAAAUUUCCCUGGAGUAUACACCAAAGUGGAGAGCUAUGUGAGCUGGAUAAAGGCCCAUAUGGCGUAUGAGAAGACAAGCAACACAGAAUGGAGCCCUGAACGCCAAAACAAAGCUGCGGAUAGAAGCACAAGCAUUCUGUACCUGCCUGUUACACUGAUAUGGUUAAUGUGCAUUACUUCAUGCCUUACUAGCCAAUAAGGGCUUAUCUUCAUUACUGUGUGUAUAACUCAAAUACUGUUUAAUCGUUAACUUUGCCUUAUAGAUGCUUUAUUUACAUGUCUCAGCACGAGAGCACAAAUACUGCAAAUCCUUAUCUCCUCUUUAGUGUCCCUUUAGCAGUAGCCAUUGCCACAAUUUUCUUCACCCGUUUGUAUUAUAUUAAAUACAAAAUAUAUACUGUAUUUUAUUAUUUAAAAAUUAUUUACAUACAAAAGUACCAUAUACAGGCAGAUUUCCAUUGACUCCAAGCCAAAGCCAUCUUAAGCCUAAAAUCAACUGUCAUUUCAAAUGUACUUUGCCCCUAUUAACAGCUGAGUAAAUACUAUUGUUGAUCUUUUCAAAGGUUUACUAAAUGUUUCCUUCUGGAUUUAUAAAUGGUUAUAUUGUAUAUUCAUGGAAUGUAUAUAUGAAAAAAAUGACAGCAAACUUCAGUGAUUCCUUUUUGUGACUGUAUAAAGAUGGAAGUAAAACUGUUAUUUAGUGUACGUGCAUGGUAGGUUCACUAUUUUGUCAUUGUGCCAAACAAUUCUUAUGUCAAACAAAUUGCUUGCCUACACCUCACUUUGGUCAAAAUAAAAAAGACAAUAAUUCUGUAAA
This is a messenger RNA of Xenopus tropicalis (tropical clawed frog), 1968 nucleotides long. It is a transcript of the gene tmprss12, whose product is annotated as transmembrane serine protease 12. The transcript has 6 exons. NCBI's taxonomy places the organism in Eukaryota, Metazoa, Chordata, Amphibia, Anura, Pipidae. Bases 376 to 1350 code for a protein of 324 amino acids. Gene Ontology annotation, biological process: proteolysis. The record is from RefSeq and is a predicted model, not a curated record. Gene Ontology annotation, molecular function: peptidase activity; serine-type endopeptidase activity; hydrolase activity.